AUGAGUUCAUCUCAGCGUCUCACCAAAUAUGCCGCCUUCACUCGUCCCGAAUCCGGCAUCAGCCAAAUCGGCCACUUGGAUGCAGCAGCCGGCACGAUCCAGCCCCUCAGACUCCUCUCCGGAUACCCCCUCAAAGACCUCUACGAGGUCAUCGAAGCCGGUACUUCGCAGAUAGUCGCCUCGGGCCCGGCUCUGCCCCUCUCGUCCGUCAAGAUCCUGGCCCCCCUUGCAGGUCGCGAUGUAUUGGCUGUGGGUAAAAACUAUAUGGAGCACGCAAAGGAGUUUAACGCCUCGGGGUUCGACAGCUCGGACAAGGUUGACAAGCCGAGCCAUCCCGUCAUCUUCACCAAGCGCGCGACGAGCAUCAUUGCGGAUGGCGAGGACAUUUACUUGCAUCCGGAGUUUUCAAAGACGGUCGACUAUGAGGGCGAGAUUGGCGUCAUUGUUGGCAAGGCCGGGUUUCGGAUUCCCAAGGAAAUGGCCAUGGACUAUGUUUGGGGAUACACGAUCAUCAACGAUGUGACGGCGAGAGAGAGGCAACGAGAUCACAAGCAGUUUUACAUUGGCAAGUCGGCAGAUACAUUCUGCCCCAUGGGACCUGUCGCAGUUCCCAAGGAAGACCUUCCUGCGGUACUGCGCGUUCAGACGCACGUCAAUGGCGAGCUGCGCCAGGAUGCAACGACUGACGAGCUCAUUUUCGAUAUCCCUACUUUGAUCAGCACGCUCUCGGAAGGCCAGACAUUACUGCCAGGCGAUGUAAUUGCCUCUGGCACGCCUGCUGGUGUCGGCAUUGGACGAAAUCCACCCAUAUUCCUGAAAGAGGGCGACCAGAUCACCAUCACCAUUCCUGGCAUUGGCACAUUAAACAACAAAGUCACUACUGUGAACGGCACCAGCGAGCGUCUUGCUUCUCAGUCUGCCUUUGGCCUUUCCAACGCGACGCGUUCCCUCAACGGCACAGCGGGACUGACCUACAUCAAUGGCAAGCCGCUGCAUUACAAGCGACUCGGUUCCGGACCCAACCACAUGGUCUUUGUCCACGGUCUAGGCCAGACAAAGGAGUAUUUUCUGCCGUUGAUCUCUGAGAUGGGACUUGACAAACGAAACACGGUGCAUUUGUUUGACUUUGAAGGCCAUGGACUCAGCCCUACACAUCCGCUGAGCGUCCUCAGCGUGGAUUCGCUGGCAUCGGACCUUGCCGGCGUGUUUUCGCACGCCGGAGUCACGAAAUCAAAUCCUGCAAUGGUCAUAGCAAGCUCCCUUGGCUGUCUGAUUGCUCUCAAGUUCAUCCUCGACAACCCUGGUAUGGUGUAUCAGCUUGUGCUGUUCAGCCCGCCACCUUACCCCCUGCCCGAAACCCACAGAACGGCCUGGCAGCAGCGGAGCGAGCUGGCCCGCAUGUCGGGGAUGGAAGCGGUAGUGGACGAUAUUAUUCUUGCCACUACGUCGGAGUCUACGAGAAAGAGUAAUCCCCUUGUGGAGGCCGCGGUUCGGUUGAGUUUGCUUGGACAAGAGCCGGAGGCGUUUGCGAAGGCUUGCGAAGCCUUUUUAGGAGACGAUGAGAGAGGGGGGUUGUUGGGGGGGCUUGAUCCGGACUUUGUGGACAUUCCUUACGAAUUGGUUAUUGUGUCGGGCGAGCACGAUGUGCUUUCUACGCCAGAGGUGGUUCGGGGUUAUGCCAGGAGGACGGAGGCGGUACAUUGUGGUUGGAUUAAUGAUGCUGCUCAGUGGAUUGUCUUUGAGAAUGUGAAGCAGCUAUCGGAGAAGUUGAGAGGAUAUAUAUAA
Trichoderma citrinoviride is the source of this 1785-nucleotide messenger RNA. RefSeq lists its product as hypothetical. The record is from RefSeq and is a predicted model, not a curated record. Lineage: Eukaryota; Fungi; Ascomycota; Sordariomycetes; Hypocreales; Hypocreaceae. The transcript has 3 exons. Gene Ontology annotation, molecular function: acetylpyruvate hydrolase activity. Bases 1 to 1785 code for a protein of 594 amino acids.